AUGGGUCAGAGCAUGUCAUGGCUGUCUGGCCUGCUGUGGGCAAAGAAGGAGAUACGAAUUCUGAUCCUGGGUCUGGAUAACGCCGGAAAGACGACACUAUUAUACAGGCUCAAGAUAGGCGAGGUAGUAACGACGAUCCCGACCAUAGGAUUCAACGUGGAAUCAGUAACCUACAAGAACCUCAACUUCAACGUGUGGGAUCUGGGCGGGCAGACAUCGAUCCGGCCGUACUGGCGUUGCUACUACGCAAACACGGCCGCGGUUAUCUUCGUGGUCGACAGCACAGAUAUCGAGCGUCUGCAGACGGCUUCCGAGGAGCUGGCAGCCAUGCUCAACGAGGACGAGCUGAAAGAUGCCGCCCUCCUCGUCUUCGCCAACAAGCAGGACCAGCCCGGCGCUAAGGGCGCUGGCGAGAUAUCUGAAGCUCUCAGGCUCGGUGAGCUGCGCGAUCGCAACUGGAGUAUCAUGGCGUGCUCUGCUGUCGACGGUAGUGGUGUGAAUGAGGGCAUGGACUGGUUGGUGCAAACCGUGUCGCAAGACUAA
Molecule: messenger RNA, 543 nt
Organism: Anthostomella pinea
Lineage: Eukaryota; Fungi; Ascomycota; Sordariomycetes; Xylariales; Xylariaceae
Source: the annotation of a GenBank genome assembly